CCGGAAGUGCGAUGUUGUUUUUGUUUUGAAUGAAGCGAGUAGAAAUGCGUGUAUGGAUCCGAAGAUAAUUGUUGUCUAAAGCAUCCUCAUGAUGAACUUCGAGGGUCUGGACCCGGGCCUGGGCGAAUACGCGCCCGGCCUGCACGGCAGCCUGGAGCCCGGUCUUGACUCAUCUAUGGACCCACGGCUCGACCCGGCCCUUCUUCAGGGCGUAGAGCUCGACCCCGAGGGGCUUGUCGUGCCCGAAUCUGUGCACAUUGUGGAGGGCAUGUACUCGGAGCUUCACAGCGUGGCCGCGGAAGUCGGGAUCCCCGUGACAGCCACUUACUUUGACCUACAGGAGGAGCUUUUGUGGAUGGGGAACCACCGGGGACACGCAAGUUCUUUUUUUGGCCCGACGAUGGGCCGCUACUCCUCUUUUCAGGUGCACUUGACGGAUGACAUUAGGCAAAUCCAAAGUAUGGACACAGGGGUGCUGUUUCUGACCAAGAACAACCUGAAAUGCCUGACGCGUGGAGGCUGGAUAAUGUUUGAUUAUCCGACGGAGGAGGGCGCUGACAUGCACAGUUUGCUUCUGACUGAUAACAACACUUUAUUAAUGGGAGGUCUCCAGAAUUAUGUGACGGAAUUUGACCUCACCACAGUGCAGGAAACCCAAAAAUUUACUGUUGAGGUUCCUGGAGUCGCCAUCAUGAGACAGUCCAAUCGCUUCUUCUUUUGUGGCCACACCUCAGGCAAGGUGUCUCUAAGGGAUCCACGCACGGUUAAAAUGGAGUACGAGUUUGACGCUUUCUCCGGAAGCCUAUCUGAUUUUGACGUACAUGGCAACCUACUGGCAGCAUGUGGCUUUUCCAGUCGUGGUCUGAACGGACUGUCAUGUGACCGGUUUUUGAUGGUGUUUGACCUGCGUAUGAUGAGGGCCAUCACCCCGCUGCAGGUCCACGUGGACCCCCUGUUCCUCCGCUUCAUCCCCACAUACACCUCACGUCUGGCUAUCAUUUCACAAACAGGUCAGUGUCAGUUCUGCGAGCCCACUGGACUGGCCAGUCUGGCUGACCUCUUUCACGUCAACACAGUGGGGCAGCUGCUGAUGAGCUUCGACGUGUCCUCCAGCAAACAGGCGCUCUCUUUUGGGGACUCUGGUGGCUGUGUGCAUCUGUGGUCGAGCGCUCCAGAGGUGUCCUAUAACAGUUACUCCAGGGAGACUGAGUUAGCCCUGCCCUGCCUGGUGGACUCGCUGCCCCAAAUGGACUGGAACCAUGAGCUGAUGCCGCUCUCUCUUAUUCCAAUGCCUCUCACCAGUUCCGAGCCCUUGCUUUCAGACUGGGCCUCCAACCUUAUUUCUCCCAGCCCCAGACGAGCCCCCCCAGUAGAUCCUGAAAUUCUUAGGACUAUGAAAACAGUGGGCUUUAUUGGAUACGCCCCCAAUCCUAGAACCCGUCCUAGAAACCAGGUUCCCUAUAAGAUUAAAGAGAUAGAGGUUGACUAUGACAACUAUAAUCAGGUUCCGGAGUCUCCCAGUGGUCGAGAUGAGGAGCCACAUCUUUACAUGGUGCCGAAGAAGUACCGUAAGGUGACCAUUAAAUACUCCAAACUGGGACUAGAAGACUUUGAUUUCAAGCACUAUAACAGGACUCUGUUUGCUGGUCUGGAACCUCACAUACCCAACGCUUACUGUAACUGCAUGAUCCAGGUGCUGUAUUUCCUGGAGCCAAUCAGGUGCCUGGUACAGAAUCACCUGUGUCAGAAGGAGUUCUGUCUGGCCUGUGAGCUCGGCUUCCUCUUUCACAUGCUGGAUCUGAGCAGAGGAGACCCCUGCCAGGCCAGCAAUUUUCUCCGGGCUUUCCGAACAAUCCCAGAGGCAUCUGCGUUGGGUUUGAUCCUGGCGGAUUCUGAUGAACAGACAGGGAAAGCCCGUCUGGGUCGCCUCAUCCAGAGCUGGAACCGUUUCAUUCUUGCGCAGCUGCAUCAGGAGACACUGGAGCAGGAAGGACCGCAGGCAUACAGAGGGGCAAGCAGCAGUGGGCUGGGUUCCUCUGCUGAGUCUGUGAUUGGACGGUUGUUCGGCUGUGAAGUGGAGAACAGCAGUUUAUGUCGCUGUGGGAAGGAGACGGUUCGCUCAUCUAUGACUCUGCUGUUUACCAUGCACUACCCGGAGCAGAGCUCUCUCGAUAAGACGAUAGAGGAACAUGACUUUGCAGAUGUUUUGAAGAAGAGUAUCUGUCUGGAACAGAGCACACAGGCCUGGUGUGACAACUGUGAGAAAUACCAGCCAACUGUGCAGACCCGGAACAUUCGUUGUCUGCCUGAUGUUCUGGUGAUAAACUGUGAAGUCAACAGCUCUAAGGAGGCCGAGUUCUGGAGAGCUCAGACUGAGUAUGUGUUCAACAAUGCUCUAAAGAAAGAGGCGGCCGAACCUCCCAAACCCAAAGAGCCUCUUCCUACAGAAUGGUGUUUGGAGGAGGAACUAUGCAGUGUGGAGGGUUUGACCUUUGACACGCAAGCGGAGGACAUGAGGCACGUCUGGAUCCCUCUCAGUUUGAAGAUGUGCAUCAGUAAGACUCAAGGCCUGGAGGUCAGCAGCCUAUCUGUGGGAGAGGAGCUGACCGAGAGUGAAGAGGCAGAGGGGGCGUCUAUCUACGAUUUGGUGGUCACCGUGUCUCAUAUUCAGGAUCCACGGACUGGAGGAAACCUAGUGGCUCAUAUCAAAGUGGGAGAGACCUACCACCAGAGAAAAGAGGGAGUAACACACCAGCAGUGGUAUCUAUUCAAUGACUUUCUGAUCGAGCCCAUAGACAAGGCUGAAUCGGUUCAGUUCGAUGUCAACUGGAAGGUCCCAGCUGUACUUUACUAUGUCAGGAGGAACUACAACGCCAAGUACGAUUUGAAAAUUAAGAAUCCCAUCGAGCCCAGCGUUUUGCUGACGGAGGCCUCGUUGGCACGGAAACAGAGGAAGAGUCACGCUACCUUUAUACCUCUCAUGAUGAGCGAGAUGCCACAGGCCAGUGACCUCGUGGGACUGGACGCAGAGUUUGUCACGCUUAACCAGGAGGAGGCAGAACUACGCAGCGAUGGGACCAAGUCUACCAUUAAACCCAGUCAGAUGUCUGUGGCCCGUAUCACCUGUGUGAGAGGUCAAGGAGCCAACGAGGGAGUGCCGUUCAUUGAUGACUACAUAUCUACACAGGAGCAGGUGGUAGAUUACCUGACCCAAUACUCUGGUAUUAAACCCGGAGACCUCGAUGCCAAAAUCUCUUCCAAACACUUGACCACUCUGAAAUCGACGUACCUCAAGCUGCGAUUUCUUAUUGACACUGGAGUUCGCUUCGUUGGUCACGGUUUACAGAAGGACUUCCGAGUCAUUAACCUGAUGGUUCCUAAAGAUCAGGUCAUCGACACUGUCUACCUCUUCCACAUGCCUAGGAAAAGAAUGAUCUCUUUGCGUUUCCUGGCGUGGUAUUUUCUUGAUCUGAAAAUUCAGAGCGAAACCCAUGACAGUACUGAAGAUGCUCGGACCGCCCUGCAGCUGUACAGGAAGUAUUUAGAGCUGAGUCACAAUGGAAGACAGGACGAGUUCAGGAAGGUUCUCAAGGCUCUCUAUGAGAAGGGACGCAAACUAGACUGGAAGGUUCCAGACCUUGACUCUUCAGAUGGUCAAGGUAGCCCAAAAAGGACAGCUGUGUUUCCCUCGGUGAUGGGUUUAUAAUCCCGGUUUAACUCGGUUUGAUUGUAUUCCUGCCAAAAAGAUGUCUGUUCAUCAAUCAGUGUUCUCGUUUUAAUAUAUUGCGAGCCAUUUCUUUGGGUGUAUUCAUGUCAUUAGACCAAAAUGUUUUCUGUUCUGUCAUUUGACAUGUAAAAAACAAUUUCAUGUUUUCUUCAAAGCAUUAUGUCACCUGUACGUGGUACGGUAUGUCUGGGAAGAAUAUACAAACGGAACUGAGACCCAAUUUAAGAAAAAAAAAAGUGAUUUUCCUUGCAUUUGACUCUGUGGUUUCUUUUGCACCUGCACCGAUGUAGUUAAACAGUGUUUGAAACUGAACUCACUAGAAUAUGAAUUAGGCUGUAAAUGGAUUUACAGUGUGUUGUUUUCUAUUUUGUAAGUGUACAUUGUAAUAAUGUGGCAGCUGAAUAAAGAAUUUUUGAUAAAU
Messenger RNA from Triplophysa dalaica, 4148 nucleotides. RefSeq names its product poly(A) specific ribonuclease subunit PAN2 (gene pan2). Bases 89 to 3706 code for a protein of 1205 amino acids. The record is from RefSeq and is a predicted model, not a curated record. Gene Ontology annotation, biological process: nuclear-transcribed mRNA poly(A) tail shortening; mRNA processing. NCBI's taxonomy places the organism in Eukaryota, Metazoa, Chordata, Actinopteri, Cypriniformes, Nemacheilidae. The transcript has 26 exons. Gene Ontology annotation, cellular component: P-body; PAN complex. Gene Ontology annotation, molecular function: poly(A)-specific ribonuclease activity; protein binding; nucleic acid binding.